Colletotrichum navitas is the source of this 3093-nucleotide messenger RNA. RefSeq names its product CDC24 calponin. The record is from RefSeq and is a predicted model, not a curated record. Gene Ontology annotation, biological process: establishment of cell polarity; intracellular signal transduction; septin ring organization. The transcript has 3 exons. Gene Ontology annotation, cellular component: nucleus; mating projection tip; division septum. Gene Ontology annotation, molecular function: protein binding; guanyl-nucleotide exchange factor activity. The coding region runs from base 1 to 3093 and encodes 1030 amino acids. Lineage: Eukaryota; Fungi; Ascomycota; Sordariomycetes; Glomerellales; Glomerellaceae.
AUGGCUCAUGCUCCCCUCCUGAGAACGAACACGGCUCCUGUAUUCCAGCAACCCGACGGAAUCGGUAGCCUCACCAAUACCAUGAGUAAUGCGCCCCGCGCCAGCCAGCUUUCCGGCUCGACAGCUUUCACCUCCUCCGCCUCGCUAGCCUCCUUCAACAGCGCGUCUACCGUAACGCCCCCGCACAAUGGCGGCCCCGUCGUUGCCACCGCCAACAUUAUCAACCAAAAGGCCGAUGCCUCGCGCUCACUCUACCAGAUCUGCAUGUCGUUGAAGCAGCGCCUUUCCCAAGUGCCCAACUUCGACCCCUAUUUGCAGCAACUGGACCCCAACGACCCUGUCGAGUCAUUGUGGAGCCUCUUCCGCACCGGUUACCCCCUCCUCGACAUCUACAACGCCCUGCAGCCUGAAAAGCCCCUUGAGAUCGAAGAGGCAAACGCAAAUGCAAACGACAGCAAAAAGGCAAAAAUCGCCCUCUUCAAGUUCAUCCAGGCCUGUCUCAAGGAUUUGGGCAUCCCCUCGGCCGAAUGCUUCGUCAUCAGUGAUGUGCUGGGCAAUGACACCACCGGAUUUGUCAAGACAACCCAAGUCGUAAACUACGUCCUCGAUAUCGCCGAACAACGAGGGCUUCUGCAACAGUUGCAGCCCUACCCCGACGAUGACCUACCCCUCGAACCGGGCUCCAAGCUGAGUUACCGGGAUCACAUUGUGAAGGAAUUAGUCGACACGGAGCGCAAAUAUGUGCAGGAUCUGGAGAACCUCUAUGACCUCAAGAGUAGCUUGGAGACGAAGGGAAUCAUCACCGGCGACACGAUCCACCAGAUUUUCCUCAACAUUAACGCCAUUCUGGACUUCCAGCGCCGGUUCCUCAUCCGUGUGGAGACGACCAACUCCAUGCCCAAGCCGGUGCAGCAAUGGGGAGCACCCUUUGUCACGUACGAAGAAUCGUUCGACAUCUAUAGGCCCUUCAUCGCCAACCAGCGCAAGGCGGCCCAGGUCGCGAACCAAGUCUUCGACCAGAUCAAGGCCAGCGGACAUCCUGUGGCCGCCGACUUCAACACUCUGGACGGUUUCCUGCUCAAGCCCAUGCAGCGACUUGUCAAGUACCCGCUACUGCUGAAGGAUCUCAUGAAGAAGAGCGAGGACGACGCAAUCAAGGCUGACCUGGCGGCCGGUAUCGAAGCUGCGGAACGCGUGCUCUCCAAGGCAAACGAGGAGGUCAACCGCGAUCUCCUGGACGAGGCUCUCGAAGACUUGCGAAACCGUGUGGACGAUUGGAAGAAUCACCGCGUGGAGCAGUUCGGCCGCCUGUUGAUGCACGGCGUUUAUACCGUUGUUACGGGCAAGAGUGAACAGGAAAAAGACUACGAGAUCUAUCUGUUCGAGUGUAUCCUGCUCUGCUGCAAGGAAAUAUCGGCAAACAAGAGCAAGGACAAGAAGGACAAGACCAGAUCGACCGGGCCCAAGAUGCGAAACAAGAAUGCCAGGCUUCAGCUGAAGGGUCGUAUCUUCAUGACCAACGUCACUGACGUGGUUUCGCUCGCAAAGCCUGGUAAGCACAGGAAAUCAGCCACGCAUGCCUCUGGCACUAACCAAGGGAUAGGAUCGUACAGCGUUCAAAUCUGGUGGAAGGGUGACCCCGGCGUGGAGAACUUCAUGAUCAAGUACACCAACGAGGAGCAGAUGAAGAAAUGGGCCGUCGCUCUAGAGGCGCAACGUAAGGAGAACGCGCCCACCAAGGUUUCGGCGAGCCCUGAUCACGCGGCCCCUGAUUUUGCCUGGACCCGCGACAACGCCGCCAAGCUCGAGAACCCGUAUCUCAACCAGCAAGACGAGGAUGAUGACGACGAGCUGUGGCCGGCGGCCUCGGCUCCCGCCCAAUUCCCCCCGCCGACUCAGUCGACGGGAGGCAGCAUGCUUCCUCGCAAUGCGUCAAGCACGAGCCUGCGGCAACGCGCCGCCACGGGCGAGAGUCUCGCCGGCAUGGUGAGGGUGCCACCGCCCCGCUUCCCGCUUCCUCAGCCUCCCGCCCCCUUGAGCCUCACAACCCAGGUUCUCCCCUCGGGCGCGACUUCGCCCGGCGGUCGCGGUGGCGAUUCAUACUUCUCGCCAGUGGCUGAGUCGCCCGUCUCGUCGCGAACGAGCACGGCGAGUACCAUGUUCCCCAACCCGGGAUACCAAUUUCCAAAGUCCCUCACCCCGCAGCCCGGUUCCGGGUGGGACGACCCAAACCAGAGAUACACGGCCCCGGCGAUGCCUCGCGCCCCCUCCCGAGACGGGUCCCAGCAGAGGAACCCUCGUGGACCCUCACUGCCCGCCAUGGCCUCUAACAGCCAGAGUGCCGCACAGCAACAACGCAGCAGGUCAUACAGCACGCCUGAUAUCAACGGGCCUGGAGGCAUCCGUCGCACUCAGGGAGGUACUCCUAUCCCCGCGGUGCCUGGCAUCCCGUCACACUUGCACCCCGCCCACGACCAGAACAUACCUCGGUCGCAAACCGGCUCACCCAGGACGAACGACGUUCCCAUCCGAACGAACACGCAGAGCCCCGGUACCCAGCGUGAGCGCCAGUAUGGUCACCAUCAGUCCGGAAGCUACGGCGGGACCAUGUCUCAGUUUCCCGCCCAGCCGAUCUACCCUCGCCAGGGAACGCCAAAUUCUGGUCACGACCGACAGCUCAGCAUCGACGCUGCCGCAUCCAUGAACGCGAUGCUGUCCCCGCCCCCUGGCAGUGGUAUCAGCGGCUCCUCGUCCAACCCGCUUGCCAGCCCGGAACUGCCGAUUCCAACGCAGCUCAAGGUCAAGGUCAAUUUUGUCGACAGCGGCAACUACGUAACCCUGGUUGUUGCGUUCAACAUCACUUACCAAUCGUUGAUUGACCGGAUCGAUGCCAAGCUCGCGAGGUUUACCAGCAGCAGCAUCAGCAAGGGCAUGCUCAAGCUGCGCUACCAGGACGAGGACGGUGACUUUGUUACCAUUGCCAGCGACGACGACAUCCAGAUUGCCUUCAUCGAGUGGCGCGAAGGCGCCCGCAACACCGCACCGGGAGGAGUUGGCGAGAUCGAACUCUUCUGCGUCGGGGAAACGGCUUGA